AUGGAAGAGAGAGAGGACGUGGAGAUCGUCGGCGUCCCAGUGGAGGGUGUGGAGUACGUGGAAGUCGUUGGUGUCCCAGUGGAUGUAGGGGAUGAUGUGGAAGGAGUGGAGGUGGUGGAGGACAUGGAAUUUGUCGAGGCCCUGAUGGAAGGUGUGGAGGAAGUGGAGGACGAGGUAGUCCAGAUGGAAGUGGUGGAGGACGAGGUGGUCCAGAUGGAAGUGGUGGAGGACGUGGAAUUUGUUGAGGUUCAGAUGGACGGAGGGGAUGACGUGGAAGUGGUAGAAGUCCAGAUGGACGGAGGGGAGGACGUAGAAGUGGUAGAAGUGCAGAUGGACGAAGUGCAAGCGGAACUGGAGUUUGUGGACAUGCUCGACGAGUUGCAGCCAGACGUCGACGAAGAGUUCCGACCACUUGCCGUGGGUGAACAACCCCGAGGGCGUACGCCAAUAAUUGACAGGCCGGCAGGCGUGACACACCCGCUUCCAGAGCAGCACAACGCGGGCGCGUUAAACAGAAUCUGCACACAGUGUAACGCCCGCCACUUCGAAGGCGAGGUUGUGGGCCGGGAUGCCAAUAUGCACUUCUCCACUUGCUGUAACAACGGUCAAGUGACCGCUGCAGGACAACACGCGUUGUUGCCCGCCCCUUUUUUACUAAUGAGUUUGUUGAUUGGAGAUUCACAGGAUGGUCGUAGAUUCCGAGACGACAUUCGCCGGUACAACAACGCCCUGGCAUUCGCUGCGUUUAGCUGUGGCACAGACGACAGGCGUUUGCGAGGGCGUGGACCGCGAACGAUGUGUAUCCAAGGCCAAACUUAUCAGAGGAUAAAUAAUGACGUGGCCGUUGACAGAGUAGAUGCCAACUACUGUCAGUUGUAUUUCCUCGAGUCCGCAGAGGCCAAUGCCCGCCGCGUUGGGAUGGCUCUGCAGAGAAAUCAUCGUGAACUGUCCGUAGUUGUGAUGGGACUAUUGGACGGUUUUCUGCGAGACGUAAAUCCGUACGCAAUGGCUUUUAAGAACAUGCGUGAGGUGUGGCUGGCAGAAAGAGACCUAGCCGACGCCGAUCCCGCAGGUGUGCGACCUAGGCCAGUGACGAUGCAUUUUGUCCGAGAUGCGGCCCGGGACGACGGGCGAAACAACCUGCCUACCGCAAACGAAGUUGCGGCCGUGUUCGUAGGUGAAGGGGGUCGUCCGCCAAGAGACAUUAAUCUGGUCAUCUACGAUACGAAUCCAAUCAACCCGCAACACAGGAUGCAAACCAUACCAGCGGGGUCGUGUCACUCGGAUCCGAUGUUGUAUCCGCUGUUUUUCCCGUACGGCGAGGCCGGUUGGCAUAACGGGAUGUUGCAAGCGGGCAACCGACGAAACAAUGUCCGCAAUCGCAACAGUAUCAGAGAGUUUGCGUGCUACCGUUUGGCUUUUGUUACAUCAAACUUGCCGUCGACGUUCACGGGUAGCGACCGAUUCAACAAGAUGAAUUAUCAAGACGCCAUCACCGUAGUGCGUACCAAAGGGAAACCCGACCUGUUCAUAACGUUUACGUGCAACCCCAGGUGGCCAGAGAUCACUGAAAACCUGGCUGCCCACAGCACGGCAAGCGACAGGCCGGACCUGGUGGCCAGAGUGUUCAACAGGAAGCUACAGGAGCUAAUAGAAACGUGGUCUGCCCCAUGCGCAUAUACUGAUAAUCCUGGCGGAGGACUGUAA
Metopolophium dirhodum (rose-grain aphid) is the source of this 1707-nucleotide messenger RNA. RefSeq lists its product as uncharacterized. NCBI's taxonomy places the organism in Eukaryota, Metazoa, Arthropoda, Insecta, Hemiptera, Aphididae. The coding region runs from base 1 to 1707 and encodes 568 amino acids. The transcript has 6 exons. The record is from RefSeq and is a predicted model, not a curated record.